UCCUUACGGAGAGGAGCGGUUGUGGUGCGUAGGUCGACCGCGUAGCGUCUCCUAGAAUAAAUCUGCCCUAUCUUGGGGAAGAGAGAGAGAUGCCUGUUUGGAAACAAACUGGGAAAUGCGAAAAAAUGUUGGGGAGCAACGGGAAAUAAGAGAGCUUGAGUUCCUUUUGACUUGCCAUUCUCAGCUUCCUCAUGCCUCCAUCUCCACUAGACGACAGGGUAGUAGUGGCACUCUCCAGGCCCGUCCGACCUCAGGAUCUCAACCUUUGCUUAGAUUCCAGCUAUCUGGAUUCUGCCUCUUCUGCCAGCGAGAGCCACGUGAGUCUCCUCAGCACAGCUGUUGUGUCCCUCAAGGCUGCGAAUCUGACGUAUAUGCCCUCAUCCAACGGCUCUGCUCGCUCCUUGAGUUGUGGAUGCAGCAGUGCCAGUUGCUGCACUGUGGCAACGUACGACAAAGACAAUCAGGCCCAGACUCAAGCCAGCACCAGCAGCACUUCUGCCAACGUAGGAACCUCGACCACGUGCCCUGCUAACCAAAUGGUCAACAACAAUGAGAACUCUGGCCCGUUGAGUCCCUCCAGCGGCGUGGGGAGCCCUGUCUCGGGCCCAACCAAGCAGUUGCCUAGUGUCAAAAUCAUCUAUCCCAAUGAACUGGCAAAGAAGAUGACCAAAUGCAGCAAGACCCACCAAGGGCCGGUCAUCAUCGAUUGCCGGCCCUUCAUGGAAUACAACAAGAGCCACAUCCAAGGAGCUGUCCACAUCAAUUGCUCUGACAAGAUCAGCCGGCGAAGGCUUCAGCAGGGCAAGAUUACCGUCUUGGACUUGAUCUCUUGCCGGGAAGGCAAGGAUUCCUUCAAGAGGAUCUUUUCCAAAGAAAUAGUUGUUUAUGACGAGAAUACCAAUGAGCCAAGCAGAGUCAUACCUUCGCAGCCAUUGCACAUAGUGCUGGAGUCUCUCAAGCGAGAAGGCAAGGAGCCACUGGUUCUCAAAGGUGGACUCAGCAGUUUUAAACAGAACCACGAAAACCUCUGUGACAACUCCCUCCAACUCCAAGAGUGCCCCGAAGGCGGAGGAGGGGGCGGUGCUGCUGCCGCGGUGACCUGCACGCUACCUCAGUCCAUCCCGACCACCCCAGACAUUGAGAACGCCGAGCUCACGCCCAUCUUGCCCUUCUUGUUUCUUGGCAAUGAGCACGACGCUCAGGACUUGGAGAAGAUGCAGCGGCUGAACAUCGGCUACGUCAUCAACGUCACCACUCACCUCCCUCUCUACCAUUACGAGAAAGGCUUGCUCAACUACAAGCGGCUGCCGGCCACAGACAGCAACAAGCAGAAUCUCAGGCAGUACUUCGAAGAGGCUUUCGAAUUCAUUGAGGAAGCUCACCAGUGUGGAAAAGGCCUCCUCAUCCACUGCCAGGCCGGUGUGUCCCGCUCUGCCACCAUUGUCAUCGCUUACCUUAUGAAGCACACGCGGAUGACCAUGACUGAUGCCUAUAAGUUUGUCAAAGGCAAGCGACCAAUCAUUUCUCCUAAUCUUAAUUUUAUGGGGCAGUUAUUGGAGUUUGAGGAAGAUCUGAACAACGGAGUCACGCCGCGAAUUCUCACGCCAAAGCUGAUUGGGGUAGAGACUGUCGUGUGAUGGCAAAGAAGCAUGUGACUAAAAAAAGAUGUUCGUAUUCUUCACUUGUCAUGGACUUGGAAGGCUUGGAUUUCCCCCAUAUUUUUUUCCUUUUUAGCUUUAUUGAGAAGGGUUUAUUAUAAGACAAAACUUUGGACAGGAACCUUUUUGAAGAAAAGGUUUUAAAAAUACAAGGACUUCACAAGCGUUGGGCAAGAUACCUUUGGAAGUCCCUUCUUGAAAAGUGGAUGAUGUGGGGAUGCUUUGAAGAAACCAGUUUUAAAAGUCUCCAUGCGUGUAAGAGAGAAACUGGACACUAUAUAUUUUUUUCUUCCCUUUUUUGUUAUUCAGCUACUUGUAGAGAUUAUGACUAAAUAGUCUGUGCAGGUUCAUAGACCGAAGACAGCUAUGUUUCUUUCCCAAAAUAAAAUACAACCAGCCAAAAUAAAAAAGCGAAAAGACAACUAAAAUCCACGGGCGGCCUUGAGUUUGCAAAGGCUUUGCUAAAGAAACCCUAAGCAAAAUGCUUGCUGGUGCAAAGAAGAUCAGAGCAGCUUAAAACUAUCUGCAAAUCCCUUCUCGCCCUCUUGACUAGAGAAAAUCUUUUUAUUUGCUGUGUUUCAUCUUCUGGUACUAUUUUUCUAUUUGGGGGUUGGGGGUAGGCUAACACCAAGGGACUUGACCAUUUUACGCCAUAUGCCUUUACUGGCUUCUUGUGCAAUAAUAGUUUUGAGUAAUGGAAAGAGUUCUUUAUUUUGAGUGUUCAAACCAGUUACAGCUGGCUGCCCAUUAAUAAUAUUAAUAAUAUUUUUAAAUAGCAUAAAGGUGGCUGGCUUGAUUUAGAAGAAGGUAUACAACAACAACAAAAGCAAUUAUUUUUUUCCCUUUUUCAGAUUCUGGUUAUAGUGCCAUACACCUUGUUAAAUAUGUAUAUCAGAAUGUACAAAGAUCAAGAACAAGCAAAGUUUAUUUAAAAUAUUUUUUCGCACAAAAUACUGGUGUGUUUUUCUGUUCAUGUAAAAAGUUUGAUUAUAAAAAUGAAAACUGUUUUAGAAA
Molecule: messenger RNA, 2672 nt
Organism: Podarcis muralis (Common wall lizard)
Lineage: Eukaryota; Metazoa; Chordata; Lepidosauria; Squamata; Lacertidae
Gene: DUSP10
Product: dual specificity phosphatase 10
Biological process (GO): negative regulation of JUN kinase activity; peptidyl-tyrosine dephosphorylation
Cellular component (GO): cytosol; cytoplasm
Molecular function (GO): MAP kinase tyrosine/serine/threonine phosphatase activity; MAP kinase tyrosine phosphatase activity; protein tyrosine/threonine phosphatase activity
Source: RefSeq, a predicted model, not a curated record